GUUUAUUUUUCUCGCCGUUCUGAAAAACACUUUUCCACCGCCAGUUCAGUCGUUAUCAAGUCGUCAUUCGAAAUGGUUCGAUCGCACCCCCAAGACUAAGAGUUACAGAUACUCGAACAUUCAAUCCAUUCCGUCCACUGAGCUGGUCAAGAAUAAAGUAAAAAUAGUUCCACAGAUUCUGUAAAGGCGAUUUCAAAGGAAAUAUUUGCAACUCGAGUUGCAUUAUCAGAGGUGACAGAUAACCUCCACCCUGUUACGUGGACUUGGACUCGAAUCAGAUAAGAUCAGACAUCAUAAGGAAGCGGGAGAAAGCAGAAUCCAGGCAGUCUUCAGUGCAGACCCUUAAUCGUGCAUAGACCCCAAUUCAGUCUACGCUAGCAUGAUAGGAAAGAAUCGCAUUUUGCGGACAAGUGCGUUGGGUUUUCUUUUGGCCACCUGCAGUCUGAUUUCGUUGGUCUAUAUGGAACAAAUCGAGCGGUGGAUGAUCGAGGGGUUUAUGGUUCUCAGGCCGGGAACGAUGAUCAGUAGUCUGUGGGAGUCGCCCUCGAUGGAUAUAACCGUAGAUCUGUAUAUGUUCAAUUGGACGAACUCUGAGAACGCCAGCGAUCCCGGAGUGAAGCCGAGAUUUGAGGAACUCGGACCUUAUCGCUUCACGGAGCGGAUGCAAAAGGUCAAUGUGGAGUGGCACGAUGAGAACUCAACGGUAUCCUAUAUGCGACGCAGUCGGUUCGACUUCGAUCCGAAACACAGUGCCGGACGUCCCUCGGAUCCCAUUGUGGCCCCCAACCUGCUCAUCGUGGGCCUGUACCAGAAGAUGCUCUCCUGGAGUCCCAUGUUGCGAUCCUUCAUCAUGAUGACCCUAAGCAUUUACGGCAAGGAGCGCACAAUGGUUCACCCGGCCAGCGAUUGGAUGUUCGACGGAUUCGACACGCCACUGAUCAAAAUGAGCAAAAUAGUUCCGCCCAAUCUCGUUCCGGAGAUGAACUUCCCCUACGAGAAGAUCGGAUAUGCUUAUCCACGCAAUGGCAGCAUGGAGAUCUAUGGCCACCACAAUGUCUACACGGGACGAGAUGAAUUCAAGAAGCUGGGCCAAAUAGCUCGGUGGCGAUACAAUAACGUGACAGAAGCCAGUCCCAGGUGCAAAUUGAAGGGCAGUACUGGGGAGUUCCAUCCAAUCCCGCUGGUGAAGGGCAGAGCCAUAUCCUAUUUCCUGCCCGAUCUGUGCCGUGAGCUUCAGGUGGACUACUAUGGGACCACCAUAUUCGAGGGAGUGGAGGCAUUCGUGUACAAGGGUAGUGAUCGCAAUGUAGCAAAUGGUACUGACAACCCAGAUAAUAGUUGCUAUUGCCAAGAGAACUGCCAGGAGGUGAGAUCCGGUCUCUUGAAUAUAUCCUCCUGCUGGUAUGGAACACCAGUCUUUGCUUCCUAUCCGCACUUUUAUCAAGCCGAUCCCUACUACGCGGAUCAGGUGGAGGGCAUGAAGCCGGACAAGGAUCGCCACGAGAUGGUCAUCAUGUUGGAGCCCAAGACCGGAAUGGUGUUGGAAAUCAAGGCUCGUCUUAUGGCCACUUUGUUAGUCGAGCCCAGAACCCAAUCGAUCUACCACAAUGCUCAGAAGAGGUUUUUCCCGCUGAUCUGGGCGGAUUAUAACGUGCGGAUCACAGACGAUCUUCUGGGCUACGUAAAGUUAAUACCGAUCAUGGAGUUACUGGGCAAGAUCAGUGGAAUUGCAAGCGUGAUUGUGGGCGUGGUGAUGAUCUUCUGGUAUCCCCACCAGUUGAUAUGGCAGAAGCGCUUCAUGCAGAAGAUUGAGAUCAAUAGCCAGGAGGCGACCAUGAUGACAGAUCCGGUGAAAAACAAUGGGGUGGAGGAGUCCCCUCUACUAAUUGGAUUGCAAUAUACGGUGUCCAAGGGAGGGACGGGAAAUCCCCAUUGAAGGUCCUACAUUUACUAAGCGUAGUAGUAUGGUAGCAUUAAGUUUGCAGGGUUUUUUCUUGCCUAGUCUACAGUCUAAGCCAAUAAAUGGUAAAAGGUGUUCAAAUACUGGACGUUUGAGAAACAUCGAAUUUAUAGAUUAUUUGUUAUUCGUUUUUUUACUGCUGUUGAUUCGGGAUUGUCGGUUGCCGUUUCUUAUCACACUGAAUCAUACAUAAUAUGAAUAUAAAAUAAGUC
Molecule: messenger RNA, 2172 nt
Organism: Drosophila rhopaloa
Lineage: Eukaryota; Metazoa; Arthropoda; Insecta; Diptera; Drosophilidae
Product: protein peste
Exons: 5
Coding region: 380-1936 (518 amino acids)
Cellular component (GO): membrane; cytoplasm
Molecular function (GO): scavenger receptor activity
Source: RefSeq, a predicted model, not a curated record